This is a messenger RNA of Bursaphelenchus okinawaensis, 1604 nucleotides long. NCBI's taxonomy places the organism in Eukaryota, Metazoa, Nematoda, Chromadorea, Rhabditida, Aphelenchoididae. The record is from the annotation of a GenBank genome assembly.
AUGGCCAAUCCUUUCGACGACGAUGAUGAUAGUAAGUGAUUUUAUUUCUAUUUUGUUUCGAAUUUAGAUUUUAAAGCUGCUAAUCUUGUUGGUCGGCUUUUGUUAAUUUGAUCGAAAAAUCAAGAAGAAUUUAUAUUGUCUUAGAUUAAGGGUUAGUUCCUGAUGAAUCACUUUUCGUGAACAAAUAUAGAUAUUGUUUGGACUUCAAAUUAAUCAUAAAAGGUUUAUACAGCUUUGAUUAAAGUUUUGUUUAAUAUUUUGUGUCAUUGAACAGAGGUUUUGAGUGGGUUGGCUAUAAAUGCUAUCAAGGAAAGUUAAAAAUAUGGUUUUGAUUGUAACAUUUAAAAAAAGAAUCUUAGAGGAUUGAAACUUUUUAUGAUAAUAGUUUCCUUAUUGUGUCAACUAAAUUAAAAAUUUCAACUUAACGUUCUUUUAAAAUUACAGUAGUUUUACAUUACUGACUUUUCUUAUGUGAAUAAUUUAGUGCCGGUGAAAAGCUACUCCCGUAACACAAAUGUUGACAAGGACAUUGAAGAGUAUGAGAAACAAAUCGAAGAGCUCAUGCAAGGCUCUCUAGCCUCUACUCAACGAUCAACAGCUCAACUUGACAAUGCCGAAAAGAUGGGUAAUCAGACAGCCUUGAAUCUCUUGGAACAGCGUGAGAAGUUGGAGAAGACAGAAAAGAAUCUGGACGAAAUUAACCACACAACACAGUUGACUCAACGUUCACUGAAUAGUUUGAAGAGUGUGUUUGGGGGAUUCUUUAAGAACAAGUUCUCAAAAACUCCACAGAAGCCUAAUGCACCUGAAUCGGUAAGUAAUGGUUCUGUUUUUUUAAAUUACGUUAUGUUCUCCAAGUUUUGAACAUUAUUUUUAGUUUAAAACAUAUAAAAAUGACCUUAGAAUUUAAAAAGAUAUCUGAAAACUAUUUUUUGUUGUUUUUUAUAUCAUUUUACCAGACAUAUUGAACAAAAAAGACCAGUUUUAUAUUGUUGUAUCUAAACUAUUAAACGAUAAAGAUCACUUCUAUAUUUUUAAACCUAAUUAAACGAUCACCAUUUAUAGAUAACGCCAUCAGCGUCAGCAGGAAAGCUAGGUCGAGUAGUGGAAGAAGUUGAAGGUCGUACUGGAGCAGCCGCUGACACUUUAGCCUCAGGGCCCAGUUUGGGAGCCGAAAGUCGAAAUGCCAUUAAAGGUUCUCGAUGGGAAGCCAUGGACAACGAAAUCGACGAAAAUUUGGGUAGGUUUUUUAAUUUUUCAUAUUGUUUUUGAUAAAGUUUAUACACAGUUUAACAAGUUUAGACUUAAAUUAUUAAAUUUAGGCUUAAAUUUUAUACAUUUUGCUAUUUAAAAACCAUAAAACGCAUUAAAAGCAUUGAACUAGAAACAGUAAUGCAAUUCUCUUUAUUCCAGGCAGCAUGAGUGGCCAACUCUCACGCCUGCGAAUGCUCGGUCAAGCCCUGGGCGACGAAGUAGAUGACCAAAACAAGAUGCUCGACCGCAUCCAGACCAAAGCCGAACGCAACGAUCAUGUGGUGCGAUCGCAGGACAAUCAAAUGAAAAAACUGCUGGGUUACAAACCGGAGCCCGUCAAACGCUCCUGA